This is a messenger RNA of Odocoileus virginianus texanus, 6886 nucleotides long. RefSeq names its product forkhead associated phosphopeptide binding domain 1 (gene FHAD1). Gene Ontology annotation, molecular function: protein binding. NCBI's taxonomy places the organism in Eukaryota, Metazoa, Chordata, Mammalia, Artiodactyla, Cervidae. The record is from RefSeq and is a predicted model, not a curated record.
CCGGAGCGAGCCUGGCGCCUCCCGAGCGGGCCGGGCUCUUGGCGGCGGACGGGACGUGGGCUUCUUCCUCUGGCCAGGGAAAGCAGAGAAUAUGAAAGCCUAUCUAAAGAGCGCGGAAGGCUUUUUUGUCUUGAAUAAAAGUACUACGAUUGGAAGGCAUGAAGACUCAGACCUUGUUUUAGAGUCUGCAGACAUCGACAACCAUCACGCGCUCAUCGAAUAUAAUGAGACUGAGGGCAGCUUUGUUCUCCAGGACUUCAAUUCCCGCAGCGGCACCUUUGUCAAUGAGUGCCACAUUCAGAACGUGGCUGUGAAGCUCUUACCGGGAGACCUCCUGAGGUUCGGGACUGGAGGGCUGACCUACGAACUGGUCAUCGAAAACCCAGCUUCGGUCUCCUUCCCAUGGGCGGCGGGCCCAGCACCUUGGCCCAGGCCACAGCCAUCUCGGGCCACCCAGCAGCCGAACCAGUCACCCUCGCCACCGCAGGUCCCCUUCCACCCGGGCGUCCGGCCGGUGCCAGUGCAGAGGAGCUGGUCCCAGGGCUUCCCCAGGCCCACCAUGGUCCCGCCCGCCUCUCACAAGCGGCCCACGAGUGCCAGCGGGAAGAUGUUCUCCUUCAUGGUGGACGGCGCUGCCCACGGGGUUCCCAUCAUCAAACAAGUGUGGACCAACGCCGUGAAUCUGUCAGAGCAAGCAGUGGCCGAGGAAAUUCCCAGGACAGGAUCCGCCAGGGAGAUGUUUGUGGAUCAUGACUUGGCCCAGCAGGAGAAGGAUGAAAUAAUUCUGCUGCUGGGAAAAGAAGUCAGCCGUCUCUCGGAUUUCGAACUCGAAUCCAAAUACAAAGAUGCCGUGAUCGUGAACCUUCAGAACGAAGUGGCCCACCUGAGCCAGAAGCUGUCGGAAACAGCCGCCUCCAGGCAGAAUGAGAGGGUGGUCCCGCCCAAGCUCCAGGUUCUGGAGGAAGACGAUGAUGCCCAACAGAGAGAAAUUCAGAACUUAAAAAGCCAGAUCAGUGCCCUGCAGCAAGGUUACAGCCAGGUGCUGUGCCAAACCCUGUCUGAGAGGAACUUGGAAAUCACGUCCCUGAAGAACCAGGGUGAGAACUUAAGGAGGGAUAAUGCCAUCACAUCAGAGAUGGUGUCAUCUUUGCAAAAGGAUAUGUUAGCAAAGGAUGAGCAAGUUCAACAACUACAACAGGAGGUGAAUCAACUAAAAAGUGAGAACAAAGAAAAGGAUCACCAGCUUGAAGCCCUCAGCUCCAGAUGCUCAGUGCUGAAAGAAGAGUUAAAGAAGGAAGAUGCCCAGAAGGAGAACGUGGAAGCCCAAGAGAAAGAAAUAAAACUCUACAAAACCCAAAUCCACGACAUGGAGAAAGAAGUGAGAAAACUCAGGGAGGAGCUGAAGAGGAGCAGUACAGAGCAGAACCUGAUCUCCAAGACACUUCGGGAAAAGAGCAAGGUUGAAGAGAAACUUCAGGAGGAUUCCAGAAGGAAAUUGCUUCAGCUGCAAGAAAUGGGGAACAGAGAAAACCUCAUUAAAGCCAAUUUGGAAAGGGCAGUAGGUCAGCUGGAGCAUUUCAGAAGUCAGGUCAUCAAGGCCACCUACGGACGAGCGAAGCCGUUCCAGGACAAGCCCGUCUCCGAUCAGCAGUUAAUAGAGAAGAUCACCCAGGUCACUGAGGACAACAUCAACUUUCAGCAGAAAAAGUGGACCCUGCAGAAGGAGACCCAGCUCGGCCUCUGCCGACAGGAAGAGGUCACAGACAGCGUUGAGAAACUGAAGAAGGCCUUAGACAGUUGCCAGGUUUGCAUGAAGACGUCGUGCUGUAGCAACGACCUGAGGAAGGAGGUCAGCUUCCUGCAGCGCCUGCAGGUGAGCCCACCUGUCUCGGGGCUCCAGAAGGUGUCUCUGGACAUUCUGCGCCUGUCGCUGUCCUGGCUGGAGGAAACAGAGCACCUCCUCCAAGAGGUGGGCAUCCAGUUCUCCAGCUCCAACAAAGGAUUGUCUUUGUAUCUGAAAUACCUUCUGGAACAUUAUAAAAAAAUUACAAGCCGGACCCAGGAACUUCAGAUCAAGAUCAGCAGUUCUCAGGAAACUCAGCAGUCUUUAAUGCAAGAAAAGCUGCGAGAGCACCUGGCAGAGAAGGAGAAGCUAAGCGAGGAAAGGCUACAGCAGGAGGAGAAGCUGAAAGCCCGAGUCAAGUGGCUGACGGAAGAGAAGGCGGCUUUGGAGGAAAGCAUUACUCAAGAGAAAAACAGAGCGAAAGAAGCAUUAGAAGAAGAACAGAAGAGAGCCCAAGAACUGGAGAACCACUUAACCCGCCAGAAGAAGGCUUUGGAGGAGACCAUUUCUCAGGAGAAAAGCAGAGCAAAGGAAGCAUUAGAAGAAGAACAGAGCAAAGUCCGAGAACUGGAGAACCGCUUAACCCACCAGAAGGAGGUUUUGGAGAGCAGCAUGGCCCAUGAGAAAAGAAAAGCAAAGGAAGCCUUAGAGACAGAAAAGAGGAAAGUGCAAGAUCUGGAGAACCACUUAACACAGCAGAAGGAGAUUUCCGAGAGCAGCAUCGCCUACGAGAAAAACAAAGCAAAGGAGGCCAUAGAGAAGGAAAAGAAAAAGGUCCAAGAUCUGGAGAACCGCAUAACCAAGCAGAAGGAGGAAAUGGAUUUAAAAAUGCAAAAAGAAGACAUUUUAAAUAAUAAAUUAAAUGAUGCACUGGCCAUGCUAGAAAAGGCUCAGAAAACUAAGAUGGCUGAAAGUCUGAAAGCAGAGAACCUCACCAUGAAAUUAAAUGAAACACUAGCUGAACUGGAAACUGCAAAGACGAAAAUGAUCAUGAUGGAGGAGCGGAUGCAGCUGCAAAAGCACACAGUAAUGGCCCUCCAAGAGGAGCAAGAAUCACAGAAGCACGAAUUUGAAAAACAAAUCAUGGAAUACAAGGAACAAAUCAAGCAGCACUCCCAGACGAUCGUGAACCUUGAGGAAAGACUCCAGAAAGUGACUGAACACCACAGAAAGAUAGAAGGAGAGAUCGCCACGCUGAAGGACAGUGACCCAGCCCAGGAGGGGGACGCACAGCCGGACCCCGCAGCAGCACCUCUAGGGGAGAGCAGCUCCAAAGAUGCAAUGUGCGACCACCUGAUAGAGGAUUUAUUGACUGCUCAGAAGGAGAUCCUGUCUCAGCAGGAGAUCAUCAUGAGGUUAAGGAAGAACCUGACUGAAGCUCAUAACCGAAUGUCAGACCUGAGAGGGGAACUGAACGAAAAGCAAAAAAUAGAACUGGAGCGGAACGUGGCACUGGUCCAGCAACAAAGCAGUGAGCUGAGCGUGCUCAAGGACAAGAUGGUACAGAUGACCAGCCUGGUGGAGAAGAAGGACAAGGAGCUGGAGGUCCUCAAGCAGGCGCUCAGGGCCUCCCAAGAGAAACAGAAACUCCAGCUGCACAAGGAGAAGGAACAGAAGCCCAGGAACACAACCAAGAUGUGUGACAUUUCGGUGCAGAUAGAACCAGUCCACACUGAUACUUUCUUGAGCAGCCAAGAGGAGCAGUGCUUCAGUGACCUCGGGGCCAAGUGCAAAGGGUCCCGACACGAGGAGGUCAUCCAGCAUCAGAAAAGGGCCUUGUCUGAGCUUCGUGCACGGAUUAAAGAACUUGAGAAGGCCGGCUCCUCAAAUCAUAAGGACCACAUGGAUGAAUCAUUUCUAGACUUAAAGACUCUUGGGAUGGAAAAAAACAUCCAGAAAAUAUUGGAUGUAAAACCUGAUUUGCCAACUUUCUCAAAAGUAGAGAUCCGAGUGCCUCAAAAUGGCCUUUCCAGCCCAGGGUCCGUCAUGGCCACCGAUAAAUUAGGGAAAACAGACGCAGCUGAGGCUCUGGAUCUCAGUGAAAGGCUGUACAUGGAUAUGAGCAAAACACUCGGGAGUCUGAUGAACAUCAAAGAUAUGUCAGGUCACGUGUCUAUGAAACACCUGUCCCCUAAAGAGAGGGAGAGAGUCAACCAGCUUCGACAAAGAGACCUCGAUAUGGUGUUUGAUAAGAUCACCCAACUCAAGAACCGGCUGGAGAGAAAAGAGGAGCUUUUGAGAGGCUACGAGAAAGACAUUGAACAGCUCAGGCAGAGCAAAGUGUCGGUUCAGAUGUACCAGUCACAGGUGGCCAAGCUGGAAGACGACAUCUACAAAGAGACGGAAGAGAAGGCUCUGCUCAAGGAGGCCUUGGAGCGCAUGGAGCAGCGGUUGCACCAGGAGAAGAGGGUCAACAGGGCGAUCAGGCAGCAGAAGGAACGUUUAGAGGACCUCGAACAGAGAAAUGCCAAAGAGUCAGCAGCUUGCAACUGUUCCUUCAAAGAGAAAGAGAGGCAGAGACGAAUGUUUGUAGAGGCGGUGAAGAACAAGAUGCAGAACUCAAAUUUCCAGGUUGGAGCUAGAAAAGUCAUUGCAAAGAUGGACCGAGAAAGAGAGAUGCUAAAGAAAGAGAUGUCCAGCAAGUCCAGCCAGAGCCUUCUGUUUUCUAAGCCUGGUGGAAGGAACUAGAAAUAUCAUCCCGCCGGGUCUCACGAGAUCCUCCUCUCUGAGUCAGAAUCUUCUGCACCAAAUCACAAAGACACUUUCUUAAGACUUAAAAGAUUGUUACCCUGUGUGUUGCUUCCUAGACUGGUAUUUUGCACAGAGCAAUUUUUCAGAGUGUGUGGGGAGAGGGGCUCUUUUCACAGCUAUCUACUAAUAUAAACGCACUCAGGCAUGUGAAGAAUUAGUUCGAAAUUCUGACUCCUAGGCCCAGUAGAUAAACUUAUGUGUCUGGGUUGUGACAUACCCAAAUGUCAGACCUCCACGGAGCUCCAAGAAACCCACAGUUGAGAAAACCCAGGACAUGUUACUGGGGCCACAGGACAGAAAGGUAACCUCAAGGGCUCCUGGGGCCAUGGUAUAGUGCAUUUAUAUAUGAAUUUCUUAUAAUAAAUUUGAACACCAACCUGUUUUUAUCGCUUCCAUAACAAUGAGUCACAUGUAUAUGGCACUCUGCAGUUUUCAAAACCCUUCUCAUCUAAUCUUCCUCCAAGCCCUGGGAGGUAAAUAGUAUUAUAUUCCCCAUUUUACAAAUGAGGAAGCUGAGGUCCAGAGAGGUUAAAUGGCCCAUCUAAAGUCACACAGCUAGGAAACUCAAGGGUUGGGUCUGGAACCCAGGUAUUUAACUCCUGUCUCACACUGCCCAUCCUGUCACAGCAGGAUAAGUCCAGUAGUUCAAGCCACAGGCCAUCAGGACAGGCCAACUACCCAAUCACCAAAGGGCACACACUGCCCAGGUGGGCACACUCUUUUUCCAUGGUAUUUGGAGAGACUUUCAUUUUUGCCCUCUCUGCAGCAAUCUGUCCUCUCCCUGCCUUUCUUACAUGGCCAAGACCACAAAAUAAAAUGGGAGGAACAACAGUAGUCAUGAAUAUCACUAUUUUUUUUAAUUUUAAAAAGCCAUAAUAAAAAUAUUUUUGUAUUUUAAAACCAAAUGCAUUCUUUAUACUGAUUAAAACUAGAAGAAAAUAGGAAAAAUUAUUUGUGUAAUAUUCCACUAAAGGUACAUCUUACACAGUGAGAAGGUACAUCUUACACAUGACCUUAAAAAUAAUCUUGAAGGGAAUUCCCUCAUGAUCCAGUGGUAGGGCUCCAUGCUUUCAAGGCAGGGGGUACGGGUUCAAUCCCUGAUCAGGGAACUAAGAUCCCACAUGCCUCAUGGUAGUGCAGCCAAAAAAAUAAAAUAAUUUUUUAAAAGAAGUUUUAAAUUAUUUUUAAAAAAUACUAAUAGUAAUCUUGAAAACCCCAGUUUUCCAUAAAGAUAUGAUACUACUUAUACUUCACCAUAUCCCCAAAAUCCAAAAAGCAGUCUCCAGCACCAGAAAAGAUCACUGGGUUAGACAGUAAUUAAGAAGCUGGCUAAUGUUUGGAAGCCAAAUUGUGUGUGGGGGAAGAAAUACUUAAUUUGGUUGAACAUGAAUAUUUGAAUUUGCAGAAGUCAAAUGUGAUGCCUCUGUGACUCCACCGUAUUUUAGGUCUCUCAAAGGACAUGUUAAUUUUAUCAUGUCAACUUUGCAACCCACGAUGGUGAUUUCCUUUCUUCACUCCUUGAACUAGAUGGUUCUUUGGGUAUCACCUUAGCCACAUACCCCUUUCUCUGAGAAUGCACACUGCCCCCCCAAUCAGGCUUGCCCUCGCUAAUGCUGCUCUCUUGGCCACAGCUGGUUGGCUGAGCAGUAGCUAGUCGACCCAAGCCAGACCAAUCAGGUUUCACUUCUAACCCAAGCUGGGCCAAUCAGCACCUCCACCCUUGGUAUUGGAAGUAGGGCACAGGAUCACCACGCAGGUCAUUAGUGGUAUGGGGCUGAGGUCUUGAUGCAGUUCCCAGCUGGUGUGGCCAUUUCUUCCACUGUGUUUGGAGAAACAAAGCCAGUCUGAAAUGAAACAGCCAUGAUAGAUAAACAAAAAGUGGAGACAAGAAACCAAGAGCACCAGAGAGACAGUGCAGUGGACACCACAAGCCCCUUAGUCAUCGCCCCCCUCUACUGGAUAGGCUGAAGGUUAAACACCUUCAUUUCUCAGCUUCCCUUGCAGCUAGACCCAGCCAUGUUGCCCAGUUAUGGCCAAUGACAUGCAAGUGAAGGUCCUGGGCAGGGGCUUCCCAUUUGGAAUUAAAGGCAAGACUUUGCUAGGAGAGAGAUUUUUCUCUUUGUCCCUUUGUCUUGUCUGCUUUAUCUCUCCUGAAGCUCAGACUUGGACCUGGAGCAGCCAUGCUGGGAAUCACCAGGAAACAAGCAAGAGGCCAAAGCCCACCUCAAGGACAAUGGAGUGGAAAGAUAUGAAAAGCCUGGGUGGGAGCCUGGUAACAUCACUGUGCUGUAU